This is a messenger RNA of Funneliformis mosseae, 4290 nucleotides long. NCBI's taxonomy places the organism in Eukaryota, Fungi, Glomeromycota, Glomeromycetes, Glomerales, Glomeraceae. The record is from the annotation of a GenBank genome assembly.
AUGACCGAUCAAAACAAUAUAAUACACGAUGAUGUGAUAGAAGAGUUAAUUGAUAGUAACACACCACCACAAUUUUCUUUUUGCAUAAAUGAUGCUGACAAUAGGGAUACAAUACUAUCGGACACGAGUAAUUCAACUAAUGAUACGUUAGUUGAAGUACCCGACAUAAUAAUAUCGAAGAAUCUUUCGUCGAUACCGGAAAUAAUCGCCCUUGAUGAAAAUGAUGUGCCGAAAAAAGUAUUUUACGACGAAAGUCUCACCGAAGAACAAAUCGCUGAACGUUAUAAUAGCAGAAGAAAAAAAUCGAUUUACAAACCAGUACAAAAACCACCAUUGAUCAUCACAACUACUUCAUUCUUUCACAUUUUCAGAUUUGCGACACCAUUCGAUUAUAUUUUAAUGACCUUGGGAAUAUUUUUUAGCGUGAUGAGCGGUUUAUUAAUUCCGAUCAUGACAUUAUUACUAGGAAACAUCUUUGACGUAUUCCUGGAUAAGGAAAAAGGUUAUAUAAUAUCAACUCAAGUCUUUGAUCAAAAGAUAAACACUCUCAUAUUAUAUUUCUCAAUGUUGGGAGUGGGAUCUUUUGUAUUUACCAGUUUGAUGAUUAUGUGUUGGAUGUGGACGGGUGAAAGGCAAUCAACAAAGAUGAAACAAGUUUAUUUUAGAUCAUUAUUAAGAAUGGAUAUAGCGUAUUUUGAAGGGGAUGAUGUGACUUCAGGAGAAUUGUUAACUGGUGUAAAUAAAGAUUCCGAAGACAUAAAAAACGUUAUUUCUGAACAAUUAGGGUACUUUAUACAAUAUCUCGUCACGGUCAUCAGCACAUUCAUAGUAGCAUUCACUAAAAAUGCUAUACUUACUCUCGUGAUCUUAUCCUCCAUGCCAUUGUUAUUUCUUAUAAUAGCUUACACUUCUCGUAAAUCUAACCCAUUGAUAGAACAAGAACGCGAUAUAUUCGUUCAAGCUGGUAAUAUAUUAGAAAACGCCCUUUCCGCUAUUAAAACGAUAAGGGCAUUUAAUGGUGAAGAAAAGGAGGAAAAGAAGCAUCAUCAAAGCUUACAGGAGGCAAAUGACGUGUCGGCAAAUUUGGCCUGGAUAUUUGCUUUACGAACCGGAUUAUCUCAAUUCUUAUUAUUGUCAUUAUUCGUGCAAGGUUUUUGGUAUGGUGCCAUCCUGGUGGCCGAUCAAGCUAUGGCUCCGGGUGGGGUUUUAAGCGUGUUCUAUUCAAGUAUGUUGGGAUUAAGUGUACUUAAGGGUAUCUUACCUAGGUUGGCUACGAUUGCGAGGGCAAAACAUGCUAUCAAAUCCAUCAAUAACUUAUUGGAAAAGGGAGCUUUGAUGGAUCUAGAAGCUUUAAGAGGUUUUAAGUUACCAAAAAUUGAAGGAAAUAUUGAAUUUAAUCAAGUUAGCUUUUCAUAUCCGAGUCGUCCUGAUACUUGGGUACUUAGGAAUCUUGAAUUGUACAUACCAGCAUUUCAUACGACGGUGUUUGUAGGUGAAAGUGGUUCCGGUAAAUCGACGAUAACGCAAUUGAUUCAAAGAUUAUACGAACCUGAUGAUGGUAUAAUCAUGUUAGAUGGACGUGAAUUGAGGAUCUUAAACAUUUCUUGGUUGAGGCAGCAAAUUGGUGUUGUAAGUCAAGAACCUGUACUGUUUGAUGAUACAAUCUUCGCCAACGUUGCGUAUGGUAGAUCGUAUUAUUGGAAUACCACGGUAGAGGAAGUUGAAAAUGCUUGUAAAUUAGCGUGCAUACACGAUUUUAUUAUCGAGUUGCCCGAAGGUUAUAAUACGUCCUUGGGAGAUAUGGGCAAGAAACUCUCGGGUGGUCAAAGGCAAAGGAUCGCAAUCGCACGUGCUUUGAUUAAAGAUCCCGCCAUACUCAUCUUAGAUGAAGCGUCAAGCGCAUUGGACAUGACCUCUGAUUAUAUGGUACAAGAAGCACUUGAAAAUUGUAGAAAGGAUAGAACCACCAUAGUUGUUACUCACCAACUUAAUCACAUUAAAGAUUCGGAUUUAGUUUAUGUUCUACAUGAAGGUGAAGUUGUUGAAUCGGGCACAAAAUCAAAAUUGUUAGAUAUUAAAGAUGGAUAUUAUAAUAAACUUGCGGUCGAACAUUCUUCGAACCCAAAACGUCGUACUCCUGAAUUAAAUAGCAUUAAUGAACGAUUAAGAACACAGAACACGUUGCAAAUUGACACUAAAAUUGCCAAAUUGGUUUCGCCAGAUUUCUUGACGGUUGGUUCAUCACCAUCACCGACCGCUACUUCUUUGUCUCGCGCCGCUUCUUUGAGUCGGGCCACUUCUUUGAGUCGCGCCACUUCUUUGAGUCGGGCCACUUCUUUGAGUCGCGCCACUUCUUUGACUUGGAGACAAUCCACUUUUGAAGAACAUAUGUUUACGGAUAUGUUACAAGGUACCGCCAACGCUGCAGUUUACAAAAGGCAUGGGCAAGAUGAUGGUUCUUCGAUACUUGAUAUACUUAAUUAUUAUGAGAACGCCGAUGACUACGCGGUCAUUGAUGUAGUAGUAAAAGACUUUGAUGAUAACAAGUUAAAAUCUAAAUUUUCGAUUCUUAAGCUCAUACGAGAAACCAUGGACAAUAAAUUACUUUAUUCGGUCGGAUUAAUCGCGUCAAUCAUAAAUGGAUUUGUUAUGCCAUUUUUUUCAUUCGUCUUGGCAAGUUUAUUAAAUACAUAUUCAAUACCUGAUAAAGAAUUGCUCGUUGCAAAGUCAAGAGAAUUCGCGUUAUACGUCCUUGGAAUUGCCGCUAUAAAUGGCUUAUCAUCACAUUUUAAAUAUUACUUAUUGGAAAGGGCGUCAGAGAGAUGGGCGGUUCGUCUAAGGCAUUUGGGAUUCGGGAAUGUAUUACGCCAACCGCAAUCAUGGUUUGACAAAUCCGAGAAUGCAAUCGGUAAAGUAGCGACCAUCUUGACAACGGAUACCGACUCAUCCAAAAACUUGAUAGGACAUUUCGCCGGUAACAUAGUGUUCGGAUUAGUAUCAUUAUUUGGUGGGAUGAUUUGGGCGUUCGUCAUUGGAUGGCAAUUAACCUUGGUCGGAUUUGGGUUAGUACCAAUCUUACUUAUGGCAACCGAGUAUCAAGGGUUCAUAUUACAAAGAUAUGAGAAAAGACAAAAGGCAGCCACAGAGGAUGCCACGAAUUCUUUUUAUCAAACCAUUUCAAGUAUACGAACGGUAUUUUCUCUCGCGAUUGAACCCGCCAUGGAAAGUAAAUUUCAAAUCGCACUGGAGAAACCUUUCAAAAUUGGUGUUAAAAAGGCUUUCCUUUGUGGUACCACCUCGGGAUUUAUGGAUGCUUUGUCAUAUUUCACCAAAGCUCUGACAUUUUGGUACGGUGCUAGAUUGGUUUCGGAUGGAACUUACGAUUUGAAAACCAUGCUCUCAGUCUGGACCUUGGUUAUAUUUUGCACAACUUCAGCAUCACAAAUGCUCGCGACCAUUCCUUAUUACGCGAAGAGCAAACAAGCGGUUAAAUCCAUUAAUUAUAUUCUCCAACUACCUACGGUAUCUGAUUCAGAAGGUCACAUACCCGACAAUAUUAAAGGUUCGAUCGUAUUUAAGGACGUUAAAUUUUCUUACCCCGAAAGACCCGAAAUAAUGGUACUUGAUGGAUUAAAUUUAACCAUCGAACAAGGUCAAUCCAUUGCAUUAGUAGGUAAAAGUGGUAAUGGUAAAUCCACCGUAGCAGCUUUAUUACAAAGGAUUUAUGAGCCAACGGAAGGAUCGAUCAUGUUGGAUUACGAAAAUUUAAAGAAUCUACAAUUACGAUGGUUAAGGGAAAAUAUUGGCAUAGUCAGUCAAGAACCGGUAUUGUUUGAUAUGACGAUCGGUGAGAAUAUCGCAUACGGUAAAGAAAACGCUACUCAAGAAGAGAUCGAAACCGCGGCUAAACAAGUGAACCUACAUGAUUUCAUAAUCACUUUAACGGAUGGAUAUAAUACUAAACUUGAUUCAAGUGGUUCUAAAUUAUCUGGUGGUCAAAAACAAAGGAUUGCCAUUGCUAGAGUUUUAUUAAAAGAUCCUAAAGUAUUGAUUUUGGAUGAAGCUACAAGUGCAUUGGAUACCACUAAUGAAGCCAUCGUACAAGAAACUCUUUACAAAGUUCAAAAAGGUCGUACGACCUUGGUUAUUACACAUCGUCUUAAAAGUAUCAAGAAUUUAAAUAAGAUUGCUCUGGUUGACGGUGGUAAAAUCCUUGAAUCCGGAACUCAUAGGGAAUUAAUGACCCUCCGUGGUGAAUAUUUUGAUUUGGUUAGAAGUGGUAAUUUAUAA